This is a messenger RNA of Mycena indigotica, 2985 nucleotides long. RefSeq lists its product as uncharacterized. The record is from RefSeq and is a predicted model, not a curated record. The transcript is spliced from 6 exons. NCBI's taxonomy places the organism in Eukaryota, Fungi, Basidiomycota, Agaricomycetes, Agaricales, Mycenaceae. The coding region runs from base 1 to 2985 and encodes 994 amino acids.
AUGAACGACCAAACCCUAUCAACAUACUCCUCGAACGAGGAAGGUCUAACUGUCUUCAAGGAACUCCAUAGUCAGAUAGACAGCCUGGAUGUUGCCGCAGAAUUCCUGUCUCUCGUCCUCAAAGCCUCAUUCUCGAAGGCUGAAAGGCCAGUCGACGAGGAUUUCACGGCGAUUACUCACUGUCACGAGCUCCUCGUUGCCCAGCCUCAACUAUAUCAUGCCAUUCAACAGGCAAGGUUGGAGGAUAACUUGGCGUUGGUGACGGAUUCCCCUUUUACCCCACCUUUGAUCUCCGCGACUUCGCGUCUGUAUCUAAACGCCUUUCGUCCAAGAAUGAACAUUGCAACUGAGGGUAGACUUCUUGGAGCUUGGGAGUUGCGAAAACACACCAAAUACACGAGCGAGAGAACACUGACGUUUUUAGACUCCCUCAAGCUAUACCAAUGUUCGGAAUCCCUUCCUAUCAUCCUCCAUAACUUAGGGGGGUUCUUGAACGAUGAUAUAUUGAAGGAUCGUCUCUCAAGGUUAUUUACUCCCACAAACAAAUUCCUCGUCAAUGCAUCUGGAACCGGCAAGACUCGGUUGUGCUACGAAGGACUUUGCUAUAAGUGGGGUUUUUACUUCAGCUUCCACAUAGACGACAGUCGCCUUGGGUCACUCGACUUGCAUAUCCUGCUCCCUGAAACUCGGAAUGCAGAAUAUAUUGACGGUGAAUUGCCACAGAGAACAGAAGCUCUUACCAUUACUUUUCGUGCCAUCCUUUUGGCUCGGCUGUUGGUAUUCUUGUCAUUCCUCGAAGCCGCGGCCGUUGAGGAGGGUCAUAUAGCUGAUGAAAUGAAGAAGCGAUGGCUCAUCCUGCAGCUCGUGCCAGAUAGUCUCCCCGAAGCAGGGAAGAUGGCCGACAUUUUUAAGGACCUUGCAAGAAUGCUGGCAGCACACGACUCGCCCUCCCUCGCGUGGAACAUAGAUGUAGCCCUGCGCAAGAUUCGCACCUUUAUCGGAGAUGAAUCUUUGUUCCUUGUCUUGGAUGAAGCCAGUUAUGCCGUUAAUAUGUUCUCCCAUGACCUAGAAGGCGGCUCCUUCUUGCAAGUUGCUCUUCAGGUCUGGGGAGACGCGACAGAGGGGCAGUGUCCAAUCAUUUGUGCGGGCAUUAAAAUACCUCAGGAACGGUUCAAAGACGGCCCGGGCAGUGCUUUCGCGUGGACUUCAGAUACUGGUGGAUUUAACGACCCUCUUCAACAAGAACAAUAUGUGGCUCAGUUUCUGCCUCCUAAUUUCCGUGAUUCGCCUGCAGGGCGUUUUCUCAUAGCGAGGACGUGGCGUUGGCUACGUGGAAGGCAUCGUUUUACCGCAAUGUUUGUGGAAAUUCUGCUAUAUGAAGGCAUCGAAUUCCCGCACGCGUGUUUGGACAAAUAUAUCCAGCACGCACUUUCUUUUCAAGCCGCUGACGCCCUCGACUUGGUGGAAGCUGAAGGGAAACCGCCCAGGUGGGAGAAAGGUUUCUAUCCAAUCAAAGUCCACAGAGAGUCGGAGGAGAACAAGAACUUGUUUCUUCAGAUCCUGUGGCGUUACAUGGCGACCCAUAACGUCGCACCGUUGCUGGGUGGUGAUCAAGUCGUCCUAAUGUAUGACGACUUGGCGCGCUUUCACGAUACGGAGUUGACAGAAAUUGCACUCGAUGAACCGAUACCCCUUCUCGUCAUCGCAAGGACUUUGUUCCCCUUUCCGACCAAACCAAGUCCAGGCAAGCCCAACGAGAAUCCGGCGACGUUCAUUCGCAGUCUCCGUCGAAAUAUUCCUCGGACACCGGAAUCUCUCGCGCAUUGUCUUGUGUUUUAUCUUACACAGGCCCUCGGCAAGGGCAAGGGCCUCGACCAAAUCUUCUCCUUUUCACCUGGGCCUCCGGAAUGGGCCAAACAAGCCGCAACCCUUGUUCGUUUCUAUAGAACGGAGUCAGAUGAGAUAGCCUGGUCGCCAGUAGCCGCAGACGACUUCGAAUCUUUUCGACCACUAGCACAUCAUACUGCUUCUGUGGAGGAAACUCUUUCAUGGCUGGAGCAUCGGGUUGGCACCGCAUUUUGUUUACCGCAUUCUUCAAACGCCGACUUGGUAUUUGCCAUUCAACUGGCAGAUGGAACCUUUACCUGGGUUGUACUCAAAGCGAUGGUUACCGAAGAGCCUGUGCAACCAGCGGAGCUGCUGACAAUCCUGUCUUCACUCCAAGUUGGCAAUUUAUUCAAGGACGCUGACGCUGACGACACCACUCGAUCUCAAUUCCAGCGCGCAUUUGAUGCACUCCCCAAUUCCGGCAGCUGCGAAGUUCUGCGUGCAGUUUGUGCUUUUCCAAUCGAGAUACCUGCUGAUUCUGCCGAUCUUCAUGGCGAUUUUGACACUGCUGCCAUUGUUAACAUUUCUGCCCUCGAAUCGCGCUCCUAUCAAGCCAUGCAGACGGACUUUUUCGCCGCGAUCGUCGCAGGUGUUCUUGCUGGUCAUAAACGCAGGUCGCCGUGGGAAAGCAGCGACGAAAACACACUGCAGACGAGUCGGAAACGAAUGAAGUUGAAGCAUUUCCACCCCGACGAACAGCCGUAUGUCACAUGGCCGCAGGCGUGGUGGGACGGGCCAAUUGUGGAUGACGAGGAGGAAGUUGAAGCGGUCGACGAGGCACCGGUUCAAACCAAAAAAUCAGCGACACGCGGCAAGGGGAAGAAGAAAGCGGAGGCAUCAAUGAAACGAGAGACCAAAGCCGCUCCAUCUAAAGCUCACAAGUUGUCUGCCGAGAAGACUAUUCGUAGCAGGCAAAAGAUGCCUCAGAGGUCAACGGCCACGGAUGUUAGUGCCGUACCUGAGCCUCAUGCUGAGGGGAGCAAGAAUCCUCGUCCGAAACGCAAGGCGUCACCUGUCGAUGAACCCGAUGUCACUGUAGAUUUUGACAGAACUCCAGCACACAACACGCGCAGUCGAGCGAAGAAAAACAAGACAUGA